AUGCCGCCGAAAAGACGAACCUCGAUUUUGAAAGUUCCCCAAUCGGAGCUCCAAGAGAUUCGCUCACAAGAUAUUGAAAACGAGAAUGGGGAUAAAUUCAGGCGUCGUGUCUCGUUCAGUCGAGAAAAAACUGUCCAACACUAUGAUAAGGUUGAUCAGCAGAUGUUUCACUCUCCGCAAAGAGAAUUGAUCAAUGAAGUCUCGGGGAGCACGGAAGGAUCAAAAAUGUCGAUCACAAAUUUGUCAACACCGAACAGAAAUACCCCGACUCCAGCUUUUAACACAACGUGCGAACUUUUUGGCUCAAAUUUUGGAGCUCUUCCAUCAUCGACCAUGCGCCAAGAUGUGGACAUGGAUUUCUCGGCAUUGCCUGAACCACAAGGAGCAGACAAUCGAUUUGAAACAACAACUCGUCUCUUCAGCGGAGGCAUGGGUGUAGACGAAUCGCUUGAUCAGCCGGAAAUGCUUCAAAACUUUUUGGGGAAUCCAUCAACGACGUUUCUCAAUGAAAAGACAAUGAAUCUCUUUUUGCAAGCUCCCGACACUACUCCUCGCCUUGAUUUUGGUUUGGGCCGACGAGGCGAAGUUGCAAAUUCAUUGGAUCGCACGGUUAGAACGUCUCUCGAUAUGGACAUUUCGACAUUCAGAGAAUCUCCAGCAGAUAGAACUAUGGAUCUGUUGGCGCCGGGUUUUUCUAACAAAGUACAAAUACCGAAUCCGCAAAACGACACAUCAGAAAUGGAUAUAUCGAGUGCUCAAGAGUCAACGAAGUGUCUUUUCACAAGGCAAGAAAAUCACGUUCUUAUAAACGAGUAUGAAGAAACAAUGCAGCUUUUUGGAAGGAACAAAAACGCAAAUGCGACCAGCAAUGUCACUGCUUUUAUGGAUAUUACAGAGUCAUUCACACUUGAAGCCACUUUAAUGCCUCAACACCAUGAUCAGAGUGAACAUAAUGAAACUGCCAAAGAGUUUGCGACGCCUCAACCGAAGGCGGACGUGGCUGAGAAGAGUUCUAUGAUCGUCAGUCCGAUCUUGCCCAAUGUGAGCACUUCAACAGCGAAUGAUUCUAUGACAACGCUCAAAACUCAUCAACAAGGAACUCCAAAAGCUGUCCCGCACAAGAAAAGCAGGAAGUUCACCGAUAAGCACGAGGAGUCAACGACUUCUGAAAUGGAGAAGAUCCGCGAUGCGAAAAACGAGUCCGAGGGCAUAUUGUCAAAUGUGUUGCAAAGUACCUUCAAUAUCUCCCAGUUCGCCGAAACAAUCCAUAAGGAGGAAAAUCAAUCCGAGUUCAUGUUAUCAAACACUCUACAAAAUACCUUCAAUAUUUCAAAGUCAUUUGAACGUAGCACAACAACAAAAUCGGCUCAAAAGUUGUCUACGGAGUCAUUUACGCUCGGGCAAACCACUUUGAUGCCUUAUCACGAACAGAGCGAACAUAAUGAAACUACUAAAGAAUUUGCGACACCUCAACUGAAUGUGGCUGAGAAGACUUCUAUGACCGUCAGUCCAAUCUCGCCAAAUGUGAGCACUUCAGAAUUGAAUGGAUCUACAGCAACGCUCAAAUCUUAUCAGCAAGGAGCUUCAAAAGUGUCCCCGGACAAUAUGAUCAACAAUGUCGCUGCUAUGGAUAUUACAGAAUCAUUUACGCUCGAACGCACCGCUUCGAUGCCUCAACACCAUACAUUGAAGUCGGAUGUGCCUGAGAAGAGCUUUAUAAUCUCCAGUCCAAUCUUAUCAAAUGUGAACACAUCAACAUUGAAUGAGUCUACAGCAACGCGCAGAUCUCGUCUACAAGGAACGCCGAAAUCUGUCCCGUACAAGAAAAGCAAGAACGACAUGGAUCUAUCAGCUGCAUUAGAGUUAACGAACAAAACCAUGACCAAUAAUGUCACUAAUACGGAUAUUACGGAGUCCUUACCUCUCGAGCGAACAACUUUGCUGUCUCAAUCUAAAAAUCCUGAAGUGUUCGACAGUGAUCCAAUAACUCCUAAAAAGAGUGAACACGAUGGAAUUGCCAAGGAAUUUGCGACAUCUCAACGGACAAUGAAUGAUUCUACAGCAACUCUAAAAUCCCGCCAACAAGCAACUCCAAAAGCUACCCCACGCAACAACAAAAACAAGAAAGAUAUGGACAUAUCAGCUGCAUUAGAGUCAACGCGUUUGUUCGAAGAAACCGAAUGUGCUCGUUUGCAUGAAGAAGUGUUGAGUAUACUGGAAAGCGCUCAACGAGAGUAUGAAUUCGAUCAACGGAUGGACAUGCUUUUGAAAGAAGCGAUCAUUCAAAAGGAGGCAAUCUCCGAGAAAACGAAACACUAUAGGGCCACUACUGCACGUGUCAAGGCUACUGCAAGGGCGAUCUGUUUUCGUGAAACGACCAACGAA
This is a messenger RNA of Mesorhabditis belari, 2385 nucleotides long. The record is from the annotation of a GenBank genome assembly. Lineage: Eukaryota; Metazoa; Nematoda; Chromadorea; Rhabditida; Rhabditidae.